CGAUAACGAUAUUACCACAAUAUACAGUAUGCUGUAUGAUACCGUUACGAAUUAAUCUGACAAACUACAUAUGCUUGUUCAUAUUUUUGUAAACACACUGCGAGAUCAGCGGUAGGGCAGCAAUAAUUAAGUUACUGCGUAUAUAUAUCUUCACGAAAGUUUUGCUUUUUGUAAUUGACGUGAUACCGACCGCAAGAGAACACGUGCGAGUGAAAUUCCAAACAAUUAAUUGACUUCGUGAACGAAGAGGCCAUUGACCCGCGAGCAUGUCUUUUAAGGAUCUGAAAGUGGAACGCGUCGAGGGUGAGCUGGCGGCCGAAAUAGCAAAUUGGUAUCCGUAUCUCAAGCGCGGCUUCGUUAAAAUCGGUCAGAAAAAAUGGUUCUUAUCGUACAGAUAUGUCGAAGAAGGUGGCGAUUUAUACGAUUUCGAAGUUCGUCCGGACGAUACAUGGAUCGUUACCCAUCCUAGAUCAGGUACGACGGUGACGCAGGAACUCGUAUGGCUGGUGGCAAAUGACAUGAAUUUCGAUGAGGCACAUCGAAAAUAUUUAGUAGAGAGAUUUCCCCAUAUAGAAAUAGGAGCAAUAUAUGACGAUAUCACAGCGAAAGAUUGUUUUGGUAGAACCAGUAUGGAGAAAUAUAGCGUCGAAUUCGGACGAAAUCAGCCUUCGCCGCGUUUCAUUAAAAGUCAUUUACCUCUCGAACUAUUGCCGACCGUCGUAAAUAGUACUUGCAAGGUGUGUUAAUCAAAUAUUUUGUAAGUUAAAUUCACAUUUAUAUAGACGGUACAUUUAUAAGAACGAAAAAGAAUGUAAAUAUAAACGUUGA
Molecule: messenger RNA, 828 nt
Organism: Wasmannia auropunctata (little fire ant)
Lineage: Eukaryota; Metazoa; Arthropoda; Insecta; Hymenoptera; Formicidae
Product: sulfotransferase 1 family member D1-like
Exons: 3
Coding region: 267-746 (159 amino acids)
Biological process (GO): sulfation
Cellular component (GO): cytoplasm
Molecular function (GO): sulfotransferase activity
Source: RefSeq, a predicted model, not a curated record